Messenger RNA from Paramecium pentaurelia, 1176 nucleotides. NCBI's taxonomy places the organism in Eukaryota, Ciliophora, Oligohymenophorea, Peniculida, Parameciidae. The record is from the annotation of a GenBank genome assembly.
AUGCCAAUGAAAAUUUAGAAUAACAAUUUAGAAAUUAUCUGGAAUUAAGAGAUUGAUAUUAUAAUCUAGAGAUGUUCUUUAAGAAAAGGUUAAUUAUUUAAUUUUAAGUUUUAGAUAUAAUGAUAAUGACAAAAAGAAAUAUUUGUUAUUCCAAUAGAAAUCAAACAAUGGUUGGGAAGGUAAGAAAAUCUUCUACAAUUUUGACUAAAUAAACCAAGUAGGGAGUUAAUUUUAAUUUAGACUUUUAGAAUAUGAGUGAAUUGUACGAAAUGUGGUAAAAAUGGUUUCAAAAUUACUGAAGAGUGAUAACAAAAUUUUUCAAAACUUUUGAUAAAGAUAGAUAGUUAUUAAUAAAUGUAAAAAAAAGAUGCUUAAAAUGGAGUGAAUUAAAAAAUCAGCUUGCAAUAAACAGGCUGCACAAGGUUUAAGCUAUCGAUUUCUUUAUAGUCUUCUAUGAGAUCAUGAAAUAAUUAAGAGGAAAUAUAGAAAUGGAGUAAAAAUUAGAUAGUUCUUCUUCUGCUGGAAAAUACAUGCCAUUAAUUUUUAAAAAUUUAUUCUUUUAUCUAAAUUAUCUGGCAAGUCGAGAUGAAUCAAUAAAAGCCAUUGAGUUUUUUAAGUAUCCAAAUAAUUUUAGGAUAUUUCAUAUCCUAAUCAGAUAAAUCAAGAAAUAUAUCGAAAUGAUCAAUUUAAAUUCAACCAUCAGUGUCUAAAAACGAAAUCAAUCAAAAUCUAAAGUUGAUAUUUUUCAUGAAGAAGUGGAGUAAGUGAGAAUCUAGGCUUAGAAUAAGAAUUCAUUAAGAGAAAUGAACAACGAUUUAACUUAUAUAAAAACUCUUGUAAAUUGUUUAAUUGAUAAUAAUUUAUAAUUCUCAAAGUGUUGUACUAAUAAAAGUAAAGAAUUAGUUUACAAAAUAUAAAAUUAUGGAGUUACUUUCUUUGAUAUCUAAUAAAUUUUUAAUUAUACAGCUUUCCUAGUUAAACUAAAGUUUAUAAAGAAGAAUGUAUAAGUAUUGUAAAAUAAAUUUAAAAAGAUUGUAUAUCAGCCAAAAAAUCAAUAUCUUAAGGAAAAGUCAUGAAUAUUCAGAUUUAGUGUUCCUUAGACUGAGAAACCAAAUUAACUAAGAAGAUAAUUGUCGGCUACCCCUUAAUUAAGAGUUGAAACUAAUUAUGGAAUGA